GAGAGAUGUGUACCGUAAUUGGAGCGUGCAGUCCACUCGCGUAUAUUCAAACAGUUUCUGUGAAGUCCAAUCCAAGCCCAAAGCGCGCACACAGAGCCUCUGGGUUCAGUCAAAUUCUGGUCUUCCCUUUCAAAACCAAAUUCAACAACAAUUCUCUCUCUAGAAAAGGUUUGUAAAAUCUCGCCACGUUCUGAGAAAACCCAGAUUGGUUUAUGAAUCCUUUGCUUCUUCUGCAACAUCUUAACAACACCCACCUCUGCUUCUCUGGGCUUCAAUUUGACCCAUCUUCUCCACGUUCAUCUGGGUUUGGUUGUCUGUAAUCGGAUCCAUCUUGAAUGUUCCAGAAAUGGAUGAUGAGAUUGUCGAUGAACACUCAUUCAUUGACAUUGGAAAUGGAAGCAGCCCAGCAGAGGAUGACUAUGUGGAUACGUUACUUGCAAAAGAGAUGAGUUUCGGGUUUAGAAAUGAUAAAUCUUUGGUGUUUGGGAACUGGGUCAAAUGCGCUCGUUUGGAAGCAAUUGCAUGGAUUCUCAAAACCAGAGCUGUGUUUGGAUUCGGUUUCCAGACUGCUUAUCUUUCAAUUAUGUACUUCGAUCGGUUCCUUUCCCGGCGGGCCAUUACUAACGAGAAGGUGUGGGCAGUUAGGUUACUGGCAGUGGCUUGUCUUUCUUUAGCGGCGAAAAUGGAGGAAUUGAAGGUUCCAGCUCUUUCAGAAUUUCCAGUGGAAGAUUUCAACUUUGAAAGCAAAGUAAUCCAAAGAAUGGAGCUUUUGGUGUUGAACACAUUGGAAUGGAAGAUGGGUUCCACAACUCCCUUCUCUUUCAUUCCUUAUUUCAUAUCUAAACUAUCCAUUGAAUCCCCACCAAGCAAUAAAGUUUCUCAGAUUGUUGAACUCAUCUGGGUUUUGAUUAGAGAAAGAAGCACAGAAAACCAUCGGCCUUCUGUAGUAGCAGCAGCCACAGCCAUUUUAGCAGCAAUGGAUGACAGAUUAACAAGGAAAGCCUUGGAAAUGAAGAUGAAUACCAUUUCUCAAUGUAGAUAUCUCGAAAUAGAAGAUGUGGUUUCAUGUUACAAUCUGAUGCAAGAACUGAGAUUAGAAAAAUGCAGAGAAGAAGCAGAAUGUUUGAAAUCGCCAGAUUUAUCACCAACCCAAAUGAAAUCAAUGGAUUGUUCAUCAAAUUCAUCAGUAACAUCAGCGAUUGCAUCAAAAAGAAAACGGCUAAACUUCAGUAACUGUGAUGAAGAAUGUGGUGUGAGUGAAGCAAAGCGGCUCCGUUAAGAGAAACAAAAAAUGAGGAAUGUUUUUUUUGUUUGUUUAAAUUUUCUCCUUCUCACAAAUGACUUGUGAUGAUUAUUAGGGGGUUUUAUGAUACAAUAAUGGGUUGAUUUGUUGGUUUA
Messenger RNA from Cucurbita pepo subsp. pepo (vegetable marrow), 1398 nucleotides. Its product is annotated as cyclin-D5-1. Lineage: Eukaryota; Viridiplantae; Streptophyta; Magnoliopsida; Cucurbitales; Cucurbitaceae. The record is from RefSeq and is a predicted model, not a curated record.